Molecule: messenger RNA, 1284 nt
Organism: Rhizopus microsporus ATCC 52813
Lineage: Eukaryota; Fungi; Mucoromycota; Mucoromycetes; Mucorales; Rhizopodaceae
Exons: 4
Coding region: 1-1284 (427 amino acids)
Source: RefSeq, a predicted model, not a curated record
AUGGAAAAGACUUUUGGUAUUGUUCCUUUAAGAUUAAAAGAUGAAAUCAAACAAAGUGCAAGACAAAAGGGUCUUCGAAUCAUGAUGACCAGUCCUAUCGAAUCAUCUUGUGAAUUAACAGAAUUGAUUCAAAUAAAACAACUACCUGUAUUCGCUUUGGUCUUGCAAGGUAAAGGGGCUAUACAGGUCUGGUCUUCUUUUAUGAAAGAAAUGAAGAAAGGGACACAAAAGGAUAUAUUUUAUGCAAGUAAUUCACUUGAAGAUGCUGAACGUGAGAUCAGACUAUUUCAAUCUGCAGUGACAAAUGAUCUAUCAGUCAAAAAGAAUACGAGAAAAUCAACUCAUGUGGGUACCUCCGCUGUGCAAAAAAUGGGAACUCGUACUAACGGUGUAUCCUCCAAAAAGGAUGCAGCUACCAGUACUGCUAGAUCCGCAGCCAAAUCCACUUUGCAGCCUAAUAACAACAACCGUCAACAAGCAAGAAAAAAUGUAGUUGCCUCGUCCCGAAAAGCAUCCGAUGGUGUGACAAACAAAAAGACCAACACCACUACAAACAAUAGUCCUACGGCCACAAACAAAAAAUUGUUGGCACCUAAAGGAGGCGUAUCGAAAAAUACACCUCCUAAAUCAGUCGUGACUGGACGAACGAGAAAGCUUAGCAAAGUAUCUGAAAAGAGUAGACCGGUAGUUCAUUCCGAAAGAGAUCAAGUGACUGAGUCUGUUAUAAAAGAGGCAACUGUUGAGGAAUCAGUUACCAAAGAUGAUAAACAGCAAGAGAUCAACUUGGAAACUGAACAAGAACAAGAAAAACAGGAAUCGGACGGCAUACAAGUCAUCAAAGAGGAAAUAGAACAGGAUGAUAUAGUAUCCAUUCAGCAUGAACCUGUGUCACAUCUAUCUACCUGUUCAAGCGCAGUUUCUUCUGAUGAGCAUGAUGCGGAAGUAGCAGCGGCCACUCGAAUGAUGAAGAAUGAUACAGCCAUAGACGAUUCAUUAGAUCGAUAUUCACCUAUUAAAGGUAGAAGUAGCUCAACUCUUUCUCCUAAUUCAGUUGCGUCCCUUCCUAGACCUGAAACACCAGAAGUCACUGAGCUUAGACUGAAAUUUGAAAAUAUUAUCCAGACAGGCAAUUUAGACAAGAUGAUACAAAGACCUACUUCUAAAAUGUCGAAUGAGUUUAUAUCCCGCAUUAAAGAGAUGAAGCCAAGAGAUCCAACAGGUACAAGAGUUAAAAGUAUGGUAGAGUUCUUUAUGGACGAAAACUUGAACAAGUGGGAGUUUUAA